This is a messenger RNA of Jatropha curcas, 2931 nucleotides long. RefSeq names its product SWIM zinc finger family protein. Gene Ontology annotation, molecular function: zinc ion binding. Lineage: Eukaryota; Viridiplantae; Streptophyta; Magnoliopsida; Malpighiales; Euphorbiaceae. The record is from RefSeq and is a predicted model, not a curated record.
ACCAAAACGCAACAUUUUGGUAAAAGACGAAAAACCAUGUUAACCGAAAAGUUGCUUUUCUUUCCUUCCUCUCUCUCUCGCGCAGACAAUAGCAGCAGGCCGGUAGCAACGCCUCCAUGGUGACGAAAGCCUAUACAGCCGACAGCCAUUAGCCGUUAGCCGUUCAGCUGAGGCUACUCUCUUUCUCGCAUUUUGUCAAUUCUCCUUUCUUUGUGGCGUUGCCGUUCAGAGCCAGUCGCCGCUGUCAACAACCUUCUCGAAGCCAUUGGUUGUACGUAGCCGUCCUACCUAGUUGAGCUCCCCAUUUGGACGAAGCUGCAUAACCAUUGGCCAGCUCUACUUUCAUUCCCGUCAGUAGCACGCCUUGCGGAUUGCAAAACCCUCCUUUCUUAGAGGUAAUGUGAUUUUAGUUAUAUACCAAUAGAUUCAUAUACACACAUGAUGGAUAUAGUUGAAAACAUACUUGAUAUUCCCGUGCAAAAUCCUUCUGAAGAAGAAUUCGCUUCUGCUGAUUUGACUUGGACCAAGUAUGGCACAGCUGAGCGCUAUGAUGAUGUAGCACUUAUUCCUUAUGAACGAGUUGAUACUUUUAUAAUUGGCGAAUGCUCUAAUGUAGAAUGCCCAACACGUUUCCAUAUUGAGAGGGGAAGGAAACGAUCGAGAGGCAGCUUGAAGGAGUACAAGAAUGACGAGUAUUUGGAAUAUAAGCUGUAUUGGUGUUCGUUUGGCCCUGAAAAUUAUGGAGAAGGUGGAAGUAUAUUACCUAGUCGAAGAUAUCGACUAAACACCCGAAACCGUGCUGCUAGGCCUCAAUCCAUGCGUGGCUGUACGUGCCAUUUUGUUGUGAAACGGCUCUAUGCUCGUCCUUCUGUUGCACUUAUCAUAUAUAAUGAAAGGCGUCAUGUAAACAAGUCUGGUUUUGUCUGCCACGGACCGCUUGAUAGAGAUGCCAUUGGGCCUGGAGCCAAGAAAAUUCCAUAUAUCUGUAACGAAAUUCAGCAGCAAACAAUGUCUAUGAUCUAUCUUGGAAUUCCUGAGGAGAAUGUGUUGGAGAAACACAUCGAGGGGAUUCAGCGAUACUGUGGUUCUAAUGCAAGGGUUGAUAGCCUUGCUUCACAAUAUGUUCAAAAACUUGGGAUGAUUAUCAAACGGUCCACGCAUGAGCUGGAUCUAGACGAUCAAUCUAGCAUCAGGAUGUGGGUUGAACGGAAUAAGAAAUCUAUUUUCUUUUAUCAAGAUACUUCUGAAGAUAAUCCUUUUAUUUUGGGGAUUCAAACAGAAUGGCAAUUGCAACAAAUGAUCCGAUUUGGACAUCGCAGUCUCGUUGCAGCUGAUUCAACUUUUGGCAUUAAAAGACUCAAGUAUCCAUUGUGCACACUUCUUGUGUUUGAUUCAAGACAACAUGCGCUCCCUAUUGCAUGGGUCAUUACACGUAGCUUUGCAAAGCCAGAUGUUUCUAAGUGGAUGAAGGCUCUACUCAGUCGAGCUUCUAGUGUAGAGCCUGGAUGGAAGAUCAGUGGAUUUUUGAUUGAUGAUGCUGCAGCAGAGAUUGAUCCCAUAAGGGACAUAUUUGGUUGCCCCAUACUGUUUUCUUUCUGGCGGGUUCGUAGAUCAUGGCUGAGAAAUAUCGUUAAAAAAUGUGGUAACAUAGAAGUUCAGCGUGAGAUUUUCAAACGUCUGGGAAAAAUAGUAUAUGGCAUUUGGGAGGGAGUUGAUACCUUGGCUGCAUUGGAAGAACUAACUCGUGAUUUUGUUGAUCAGACUGCAUUCAUACAAUAUUUAAAAGCCUCUUGGGUGCCUAAGAUUGAAAUGUGGCUUUCAACAAUUAGAGGUCUUCCUCUUGCAAGCCAAGAGGCAUCUGGUGCCAUAGAAGCCUAUCAUGUGAAGCUGAAAGCCAAAUUAUUUGAUGAUUCACAUCUUGGUGCGCUACAGAGAGUUGAUUGGUUAGUGCACAAGCUGACAACUGAGUUGCAUUCAAGCUACUGGCUAGAUCGGUAUGCAGAUGAAAGUGAUUCUUUUCAAAAUGUUAAGGAGGAAUAUGUUGCUUCUACAUCAUGGCAUAGGGCCCUGCAAAUUCCUGAUUCUGCUGUUACCUUGGAUGAUAAGGAUCAGCUCUUUGCCAAGGUGUCCAGUCAAAAAGACAGCAAUCUAAUGCAUAUAGUGUGGAAUCCUGGAUCAGAGUUUGCCUUUUGUGAUUGCUCAUGGUCUUUGCAGGGUAACCUUUGCAAGCAUGUCAUCAAGGUUAAUAUGAUCUGUGAAAAUCGUCAAGGCUAUCAGUGUUCUAUGUCUUUCCGGUCCUUCAAAGAGAUACUGACAAAUAUCUGGAAAAAACAUUCAGAUGAUUCGGUCAAUCUGGAUUUGUCAAUGGCCUGGACACAGCAGAUGCUCAACCAAAUUAAACAACUGGUUGAGCUGAAUAGUUCAGACAAUAUUAGUACUGUGGUAAAUAAUAUGCCAUUGAAAUGGUUUUCUAAGAAAGGCAGAACAUCCGUUGGCAUACCUUCAUCACUUCAGGCUCUUCCAUCUGCUUCCAUGAGCAAUACAAAGAUAGUUGCUGCAAGGCAAAAGAAUCGAAAACGUAAAAGAUUGUCAAGAUUAAGAUGGUAACAUUUGUUGGCAGGUAAGAUUUCUUCAUAGAGAUCUCUGACCGUUUCUACUCAUUAUUCUCCUCAGAGCUUCAAACAAUGCAAGGAUUAUUAAGAUAUUGAAAUUUAUUAAUGUUUAUUUCAUUAUCUAAUUCCUUAAGCAAUGUACAUAUUCUUCUUAGGGGGUUAGAGAGCUUAAAUUUUGAUUAGAAAGAGCACAUUAUGUUGAAAGUCCACAUUUGAAUUAAUGUUGAUCAAACAUAUAGGUUUAUACAUUUUGUUAAUUGGAAUGGAGCAGAAAAGUGAAAAGAAUAUGAUGAAAUUCUGUUAGAGGUGUUCUAGAAAA